CCGCCCUCCGCCCCGCCUGCAGACACCGCCGCCAUGUUGAGGCGGUCGCUGCCCGGCGGUGGGUGAGGCCUGCGCGGGGCCCGGGCGGCGACGGAGCCCGCGGUGGAGGUCGCCGUCUGCGUCGCUUUCAUCAUGGGGGACAUGAAAACUCCAGACUUUGACGACCUGCUGGCUGCUUUCGACAUUCCCGAUCCGACCAGCCUCGAUGCCAAGGAAGCUAUUCAGACAGCUGGCGAGGAGAACGAGAACCACCUAAAGCAGUCUGGGAUCUGCAUGGACGAAAACGCGUCGCUGUCGCACGCAGCACCGGCUUCCGACGUCCCGGUCGUGAGCGUCAUCGUCAAGAACACGUGUCGUCAGGAGUCUUUCGAGGCCGAAAAGGAAGGGAACCACCUGGGACCCGGCCUGCUGCACAAUGGAUUCCGUGGGUCCGACCUGCCUCUGGAAACUCACAGCUACGGCAAGUUUGAUAACGCUUUCAUCAACGGGGACAGCUCGAGAAGUUAUCCUGAAAAGAUGGAGCAGGCGAAGUCGGAGCCUCUGCCAACGUUCAGCCAGUUCAGUCCCAUCUCCAGCCCGGAGCCCGAAGAUGCCCUCAAAGAGAACAGUAUUGUAGAUAAACCGAAACUUUCCCAGACUCCCUAUUUUCAACCCCACCCGAUGUACAUACCAUCCGGGUCAUCUGUGUUAGAUCUCCUUAGCAGGACCCUCCCGGAAACAGAGUUCAGUCGGUUUAUUUCAACCGGGCCGUCUCUGUUAGACCUGCUGAGUAAGAAACUGCCGGAAACAGAACUGAGCAUGUUUGAUCAAUACUGCAAGGGAGAUCCAAAGAUGGAAAUGCACGGGCUGCAAGAAUGUCGGGGGGGCGCCAGUCGGCGGGAACGUGACAAGAGCCCAGAGAAAUGCGACGCGCCCGGCAAAGACACUGCGGACACAAACAGCUUCCUCGGCGAAGGGUUACCCCAUAGCAACUUCCAUCGCAAUAAUCUGGGAGGGAGCAAAAGUCCCGUCCCUGAAAUGAACUUCGCUUCCGCGGUCCCUCCUCGCCAGCGGAUAAAGCCCGCUCAUUCCAAGCUGUCGUCUUGCGUCGCCGCGCUCGUAGCCCUCCAGGCCAAAAAGGUGGCGGGCAUCGCAAAAGACGACCCGGCAGAUUUGCCCAAGGAGCUACCGGGGCCCUUCAAGGACGGCGUUAAAGGGAGCCCCAAAAUGCCCAAGUCGCCAAAGAGUCCCAAAAGCCCCCUUGAAAUGGUGAGGAAGGCCAUCAAGCAGCCCGAGUCCCCUCGGAGCGUGUGCAGCGACAGCAGCAGCAAGGGGUCUCCUUCCGUGGCCACCGGUUCUCCCCCUGCCAUCCCCAAAGUCAGGAUCAAGACGAUUAAAACCUCUUCCGGGGAGAUUAAACGGACAGUCACCCGGAUUCUGCCGGAGGUGGACGAACUGGGCAAGUAUCCUCUGGGAUCGCCCACAGAGAGCUUGGUGUCGGAAGAGUUGGUUAAAUCUGUCUCUCCCCCAGCAGCCGGCGCGCCCGUGGAAACGGAGCCCGGCAAGGGUUUUGCGAAAACCGCUCCUCAAGAGGAAGCCCUCGCAAGCCCCCAAGCCGACAGUGUGAUUGCAGACAUUCCCGCCAACAGCAACCCCGGCGCAUCUCUGCUGGCAAACAGCAGUGCAAUAAAACCAGGUCUUGUGGGUCAGCCGCCGAGCAAGAAGCAAGUGCAGGGCCCGGCAGCGCAGCCCUGUAACCCUGCCAGCCUUCUCCCAAAGGCUGUGCACCUUGCCAACCUCAACCUGGUCCCUCACAGCGUCGCCGCGUCCGUGGCGGCGAAAUCUUCCAUGCAGCAGUGCGGCAAGUCCCAGCUGACACAGAUGACGGUGCCGCUGGUGCACCAGGUGAAGAAAGCCGCCCCCCUGGUCGUCGAGGCGUUCAACAAAGUGUUGCACGGUGCCAACCCCGUGCCGGUCUACGCCCCCAACCUCAACCCUCCUCUCGACAGCAGUAUUCAGUUGCCCGUCUCUGGGUAUUGUUGCCUGGAGUGUGGAGAUUCGUUUGCCUUAGAAAAGAGCCUCGCGCAGCAUUACAGCCGGCGGAGCGUCCACAUCGAGGUUGUGUGCACCCAGUGUUCGGCGACGCUCCUCUUCUUCAACAAGUGCAGCUUGCUCAAGCACGCGCGGGACCACAAGAGCAAGGGGUUCAUCAUGCAGUGUUCGCAGCUCUCCAUGAAACCCAUUUCCGUCGACCAAAUGUUUUUGCCUUCCCCAAUGAGCUGUUCAGCGGCGGCGGCAACGCUGCCAGCAUCGCGGCUGCCUUCCCUGCCGCAAAAACCCUGCGCCGCCGUGGCAAGUGGGAUGGGAAGCUCGCUGAACCCUCCGCCGCAGCCGGCCCUGCCUCUGUACACGGACCCGUUGAGACUGAUCCGUCAUGGAUUAAAGUGUUUUGAAUGUAAUAAGCAGGCGCUGGACUACAUUGCCCUGGCCGCGCAUUAUCAGAGGACCUCGGAAGAGAAUGAAGGGCUGACCUGUCAAGUGUGCCUGAUGCUUUUACCUAACAAAUGCAGCUACUGCGCCCAUCAGCGAAUCCACGCUCACAAAUCCCCCUACUGCUGCCCGGAGUGCGGCGCCAUUUGUCGGUCGGCUUACUUCCAAACCCACGUCAAAGAGAACUGCCUGCAUUACUCGCGCAAAGUCGGCUACAGAUGCACUCACUGCGGGGUCGUCUUCAUGUCGCAAGCGAUGCUGAAGGUGCACAUCCACGAGAAACACUGUGAAGUCUUCCACAAGUGUUCGUUUCCGUCCCGACGGCCUUCGCCCGUCUGCGCAACUGCGACGCGCUCAUAUCACGAAGUCACCGCUCACAGUUCUUCGGAGCUCUGUCAUCCCCACCUACCUCACAAGGUGGUGAUCUACAAAUGUUCUUGCGAGACGGUCUUUAACAAGAAGAGACUUCUGCUGGACCAUUUCCAACAGAACGCCAACCGGCUGAUGGUGGGAGUCUUCAAGUGUCCGCAGUGCCAGCUGGUAUAUAUGCAGAAACCGCAGCUGAUGCAGCACGUCAAGAGUGUCCAUGGGGUCCCUGAGAACCCUGAGGAUCUUGCCAGCUUCCGCCAGAAGGCAGAGGCAGCAGCGAGCAGUAACACCCUCCCGGCCUCAAAAGAGCUGUCGGUUGUCAACAGUACUUCCCAGGCGCCUUUGCCCCUGAAAGACACGAGCCCAGAAUCAAAGGCCAAGCAAAAACCCUGCAGUUGGACCUGUCGGGAGUGUUCGCAGUGGAUCCCUGACCGAGAAACCUACGUGUCUCAUAUGAAGAAAAGCCACGGAAAGAAUGUGAAGAGAUACCCCUGUCGGCAGUGCGAACGGUCAUUCCACGCGUCCAAUAGUCUGCGGAGACACACGCGCAACGAUCACGACACAGCGAAGAAAGUUUACACCUGCUGGUACUGCACCGACGAAGUUCAGACGUUCCCUCAGCUGUCAGCGCUGGAGAACCACAUCAGCCUCAUGCACGGCAUCAAGAACCCAGACCUUUCCCAGAUAUCCAAAGCCAAAGCCCCGGCAGAAGUCCUGACAAAAACAAAAUCUCCAAAGAGGGUAUCUGCAGGCGGUGCGCAGCAGACGCAGACGGCAGCGUCGGGAUCCGAAGAUCCGCCGGCGAAAAAACUGAAAGCACACUGGAAGUGCGCAAAAUGUGAGUUUUCGACAGCUUCCGAGACUGAGUUUCAGGGGCACAUACCUCGGCACAAGACGGACAGCUCCACCUUCCAGUGCCUACUCUGCGGUUUGUGUUACACGUCCCACAUCUCUCUGAAUAGGCAUCUCUUCAUUGUUCACAAAGUCAAAGAUCCGGAAGAGGAGGAGGAGGAGGAAGAGGAACGGGAGGAGCCGGAAGAACCAGGACAUGGGAAAGAGGGACCGGACACAGAGAGGAACGGACUUGCGGAGCCCAACGGGGAGGCGGACGUCGAGGAGGAGGAGGCGGACAGUUCAAAAGAGAAAGACUUGGAGGGCAAGUCGGUGUCAGAGGACACGGAGAAACCCCCCUCUCAGAACAAACAUUCAAAGACCCCGAAUGCUAAAGAGUAGAUCCUUGUAUCCCUCUGAGGUUUCGGACGAGGGGUGGAAGCGGGAACGAGGGUUCUCAAAUUUGGUAUUCAUGUCUCGGGGCUCUGCAUUCCACUCAUUUUUAAUGAGCAAGGGAAUCCAAAAGUCCUUUGCCACCGUCUCUGUAGCA
Messenger RNA from Sphaerodactylus townsendi, 4219 nucleotides. It is a transcript of the gene ZNF592, whose product is annotated as zinc finger protein 592. The transcript has 11 exons. Bases 133 to 4071 code for a protein of 1312 amino acids. The record is from RefSeq and is a predicted model, not a curated record. NCBI's taxonomy places the organism in Eukaryota, Metazoa, Chordata, Lepidosauria, Squamata, Sphaerodactylidae.